UAUUAAAAGCAAUAAGAGAAAUGUGAGUUUAAAUAGUUAUUAAUCAAUUUUCUGAAUUGCUAUCAAAAAGAAAAAUGGUGAAUUAUAAGUGCAAGCGGAAAAUUGGAGAACCAUAAUGUUGCGUAUUGUGCACACAAAAUGUAGAAAGGCUGUAGUGUGAGUGAAAGAGAAAUACAAUUUUAAUUUCUCUUAUCCACAAUAGAAAAUAAAAGUAAAAACAAUAAACGGAGUAAUAUAUUUUGUAAACAGUGAAUAAAAACACAGGUUUCAUUUUAUUUGUUAAAUUAACUAUAAAAAUGGAUAUUCAAAAUAAAUCUGCUAUAACGGAUUCUGCUGAAUUGCAACUAAAGAAAGUUGAAGAAGUUAAUUCAAAAGCAGACAAAAUAAAUGAUGAGCAAAACGAUCAUAUACCUCUCAAUACCACUGAAAUAAAAUCUUCUAAUACGCGGAAAAUGUCUCCAAUAAAAGAUCAUAUUUCAGCCGAUAAAACAUUAAAAAAAGAUACAAGUAAGGAAAUUAAAACCAUUGAAAAUGACACCGAAGUUCUGAAAGGUGAAAAUAAAAUUAAAAAUAAAAGCGCUGAGAAUGCAAAAGAUCUUCUGCCAGUGACAAAGAAAAGUCCUUCCCCGACAACGCAAUCUCAAACGCCACCUCAAGCAGAGGCCGCAAAUUCAAUUCCAGACAAUAUUCUGUCCCCUCCAAAGUCCGAAACACAAACUGAUGAAACUAAUACUGCGACGUCAUCAUCUCCCGCUUCUGAUUCUCAAUUAUCACCCGAAGUUGUGCCUGAAAUCAAACCUAAAACCAACAGUUCUCAAGCUUCACCUCGUAACACUGACAACUCAGAAGCACCAAUUUCUACAAAAAAUCUGGGUCGUGUCGUUCAACCGAUAAACAUUGUUGCUAAUGGCACUAUACCAAAAUCUGGUAAACCUUUAAUGGCGUCCAUCAAUAAAAAAAUCAACAAAUCAUCACGCUCAACGCGUCCAAGAAAGCAAAAAGUACCAAUAUAUGAAAGUGAGAUAAGCGAUAAUAAAGUUGGCAUCAAGCUAUGUAUUAAAAAGUCUGAUGCAACAGUAACUGCAACUGCACCAACUCCACCCACAUCUUCAAAACAAAUUCGUAAACGUUCCCGUAAAUCAAAAUCUCGUCAUCGUGUCGAUAGCGAUGACAGUGAAUAUGAAACGAAACGCAAAAAAGAUCGCAAUCCCAAUAACAACAAUGAACGUCAAAAAAAGGUUUCAUUCAGUGGAGUCAAAGCAGAAGAAGCAAGUGAACCAAUUGAGCAAAGCAUAUGGGGAUCAAAGAUUCCAGAAGAUGUACUCUAUCAAAUUUUUGAAAAGGCAGUUGAAAAAGAAGGAUCUUUGCCAACAUUAUGCCGUUUGGGAAGAGUAUGCGCUUUAUGGCGGCGAGUAUCAGUGCGACCCACAUUAUGGAAAGUAUUAGACCUUACAACUUGGUUUAAAGAAAAAUCUAGAACUGAACUUAGGUUGAAGUGGGUUGUGGAUAAUCGCUGCAGCUCUUGCACAGAUUUAAAUAUCUCAAAUUGGAAGGUCACUGACAUUAACUGCUUUCUUCACAAAUUAGCUGCUGGAUGUACAAACUUAACGGGUAUUACAUUAGCGGGCUGGAAAGGUUUCACAUGCGAUCAUUUGGCGUUUUUAGUUAACAAUAUGAAGAAAUUAGAACGGAUUGAUUUAAGCUCAGUUAAUGUUGAAAUGAAUGCAAGUAAAAGCGCUGUUGGCCUGCAAUCCCUUUGUACUGCAUUGCAGACAAUGAAUAAACGGCUUACGCAUUUGUAUUUGGCACAUAAUCGUCUGGCAGGAAUACCACAAAUUGUUAACAUUUUAUCGGACCAUUGUGCGAAUCUGGUGCUCCUGGAUCUCUCUAACGUAACCACUCAAGCCACAUCACAUGGGAUACUACGUAUAGAAAAA
Molecule: messenger RNA, 1937 nt
Organism: Teleopsis dalmanni
Lineage: Eukaryota; Metazoa; Arthropoda; Insecta; Diptera; Diopsidae
Product: phosphatidylinositol 3-kinase 3-like
Exons: 7
Cellular component (GO): SCF ubiquitin ligase complex
Molecular function (GO): protein binding
Source: RefSeq, a predicted model, not a curated record